AUGAAGAGCAGACAGCCUCCGCAUGGCGGCGCCGCCACGGCCGCGGCGCAGAGGACGAGGAACCGACAGCGGCUGGGCGGGAGGGGCGUUGGCCUGUCGCUGAUGUCCUUUGCGAACGCCAAGUCCACCGACACGGGUUACAACCCAGCCAUCAUAAGUGAGUCUCGGAAGAUCGAUCCCCUCCGCGUAUUAGGGUUUCCCUGAUUUUUCUUCCUCCGGUGUGCUGCUUUAGGGUUUUCGCCGUUUGAAGGGCAUCUUCUGAUCUCUCUUUUGUUUCAAUACGUCGUAGUUUUACGCAGGAUUAUUAUCGUAUGCUGCCUUUCGUUGUCUUUGAUCGUAUGAUAUGCAGAGUGUCAGGAAAUCGCAUGAUUAGGAGAAGUUUCUUGUGAAUUGGCGCUUGAUGGAUUCAUUGAUUGUAUAGAUGAUAGAAUUCGGGAUUGACGGACUCUGGCACGGAGUUGUGGUGAAUCAAUGAACGAAUCAAUGAAAGAGGUGCAGCGUAGCGAUCGAUAGAUCGAAUAAUUUCUAGGAAAAUAACGUUUGAUUAUCGCGUAUCUUCCUCAUUUCUCGCAAGUUGCAGCGGCUCCCUCAUUGCGGCUUCAUCCAUUGUCUACCUGUAUUGUUUCAUAUCAGAGUGUAUAUCAUGCGCAAGCACAAUCUCUCCUGAAAUGGGACAUUUGUCUUAAUAAUUCUAGCAUUUGCUUAGAUCCCAGGAGGAAAUUUCCUCGUCUUGAUCAUCACACCUGUUGUUCUCUUGUUUCCUGUCCCCAGAAAAGCAGAGGGAGUUCUACAAGAACGCGAAAAUUGUGAAGAAAUAUAAGAAGACAGUGAAACAAAGAAAUCAACAGGAGGAAAAGCACCUUCCCGAUGAAUUAGUUCAUGAGGUACGUAAUAACUUUUUUGGGCUUUCCUGUGCGCUUUUAAUUCCUCUAUUUGCGUGUUCUUUGGAAUGAUCUGACGAUAACCAGGGCAUAUGAUUCAAAAAUAUUUCGUAAAGAUACCAAACUGAAUCUUUCUGGAACUUGGGAUCAUCCGUUAGAAUCUCCGAUCCUUCUCUAGAACGUGUAAAUGCUCUACAUCUGCAUCUGCGUCUGCCUGGUGGGCUCUUAUGAAUGUGAUGAAGAAGUUCAUUGGAUAAUCGACGGAAGGACACUUUAUGUGGGAGGAUCAGCUGAAUUGGAUUCUUAUCUUAUGGUCUUCGCCUUCAUCAUGCCGAAGGUGCAUAACUUAGAUCUUCACUUGGUAGCAUCUCUUGAUAAAAUAACCAUAUGAAAGGAUCAGACCCCAUUGAUCCCUGGCGAGCCCAUCAGACAUGCGAUUACAGAGGUGAUGGCAGUGUGGGCGGCAGGGGUGGGAGGGAUGCCUGAUCGUGAUUCUGGAAUAGUCUCCUUCUGGGUUUUUUUUUCCUUUCAUGGACUUAUCGGAGGUAGAUUAGAAGCACUAAAAAUGGCAAAGAAUUGAGAAAAGUCCGAGGGGGAAUCAGAUCAGUACAGGUAAGCUGUCUUUAGUAUUCUAGGCUGGUUACAUAGAGGGAAGAACAACGCUGGAAUCUCGGGUUGACUGCUCGUGAGAGACCCAUCGCAGAAGCUGUGGUUUCUAGUUGUUUGAUGCCGCUGUGAAUUAAUUGUUGCGGAGUACGAAAGUUACCAGAUUAGGAACUCGGGGGUCAAUAUAUCAAAGCAAUCUGGGUACCAAUCUCUGCUUGGAAGAUUCACAGCAGUGGAACGAUUUCUGCUUAUUUAUCUUUUGUUCUGCCAUCUCUCUCUCUCUCUCUGGGGAGAUUUGGUCCUCCUUACUGCGCUCGAUAUUCUUAGAUUUGGAUGAGAGUUUUUGGGUGUCGUUAGUUUUCCUUUCCUCAUCGUUCCUUGUGUUGAUUAUGUUCUGCCGGGUAAUUUUUCGCAUGUUCGGGGCGAGCAGGACGGCGACGAGAACGGGGAGAAGAACACGCCAGCAGAUGCGAAGAACGAGAAGAAGAAGAAGAAGAGGAGGAAGGAGGUGCGGCUGCAGAGCCUGAGAGAGGAGUACGAGAAGAGGCAAGAGGAGAAGGAGAGGGAGAGGAAGGAGCGAGAGGCGGCGAUCCAGGCGAGGAAGGAGGAGAGGGCGAGGGCGAAAGCCGGGCGCAAGGCCCUGAGGGAGAAGAUGUUCAAGAGGACCUCCUCCGGUCAACCCGUCAUGAGGUACCGCAUCGAGCAUGUCCUCCAGAACAUCCUCCAGAGCCCUCCCAAUUAG
Spirodela intermedia is the source of this 2229-nucleotide messenger RNA. NCBI's taxonomy places the organism in Eukaryota, Viridiplantae, Streptophyta, Magnoliopsida, Alismatales, Araceae. The record is from the annotation of a GenBank genome assembly.